CACAAGGCUAGACUUGCAAGGUGGAAGUUUUGGGCAAUGGCGGACAUCGCGCUGCUGGUGGCGGAGGACUUCGAGAAGAGCAGCAAGGCGCGCUGGGAGAAGGCAGACCAUGGGGUGAGGCGAGAGGAGUGCUUCCACUUCCUGGCUUCUUUCACUGUUUCGGCUCUGGGGAGGAAGGCCAGGGAGGAGGUCUCUGCCUUGAAGGAGGUGGGGAGGGCUCUGGAACCAAGGAGCUCCUUUGGCUUGGCUGCCUUUGAUGGCGCCUUCUCUGCUUGACUUGGUGGCUUCCUUCCCCAGAUUGUUGUGGUUCCUGCUACGGAUGCUCUUUCUUUUGACUAGAAUCAUGUACAUAUAUAUGUACCUGUCCUUGGUUGUUGAUCUUGGUAUUGUUGGAAGAUCAAAUCUUGGAGGGGAAAUGUAACGAUCCUACUCUGUUGUCUUCUGGUGAAUCCGAUCUCUGCCAGGACAACCAAGCUGAGGAUCACUACGAACUUCCGUUCAACGUUACGACAUCCAAAUCGAGGAUCAAAGGACCACAAUUUAGUC
Molecule: messenger RNA, 546 nt
Organism: Musa acuminata subsp. malaccensis (wild Malaysian banana)
Lineage: Eukaryota; Viridiplantae; Streptophyta; Magnoliopsida; Zingiberales; Musaceae
Source: RefSeq, a predicted model, not a curated record